Messenger RNA from Frieseomelitta varia, 3075 nucleotides. RefSeq names its product inactive dipeptidyl peptidase 10 (gene Dpp10). Gene Ontology annotation, biological process: proteolysis. Bases 358 to 2997 code for a protein of 879 amino acids. The record is from RefSeq and is a predicted model, not a curated record. The transcript has 16 exons. Gene Ontology annotation, molecular function: dipeptidyl-peptidase activity; serine-type peptidase activity. NCBI's taxonomy places the organism in Eukaryota, Metazoa, Arthropoda, Insecta, Hymenoptera, Apidae.
AGGAUAGAAGUGCGCAGCAUCAGUACCGCGCAGGCUUCGUCUUCCAGCAUCAACGGGUACAAUCUCAAUAUCAGUACCGAAAAUUUCGCACAGUGCAAGGUGGAGGUUGAGAAAUCGCGACGUGCUGUAGCACUAUUACGCGUAACGCUGUAUUUAUCUUCGUUCUUUAUUUCUCCUCGUUUUCUUCCGUCGUUGUACUCCUUUCUUUAUUGUAUAUAUCAGUGAAUACAUAUGUAUGUAUCACGUUGCACAAAGGACUACAUUUGUCGCAGCUUUUGGACGAGAUAAACUUUAGCACGAUCUUCUGUUUGCUUUCCUAAUUUAACAGAAACAUCAGGACGUCGAUAGUCUUCUCCGAUGGCAGAUCACGAUAAUAUUUACGACGACGAGGAGCUUGUAUCAGCGAAUCCGAAUCAAAGGAAUUGGCGUGGCAUUUUGAUAGCUCUUCUUGUGAUCGUUGCGGUCUUAACACUAAUUGUGACAUCCGUUGCCUUAUUAACACCGCCAGAUGAGGGUCCCAGAGUACGAGGUGCUAGAAUAAGACUUUCCGAGGUACUUUCUGGAGAAUUAACACCCCUUUUCUUCAAUGGAUCAUGGGUAAGCGGACAGCAUAUUUGCUACCGGGAUGUAUGGGGUGGAAUUUCGCUAUUGUACGUCUCCUCAAAAAACAUCACUUCCCGCAGUUUAAUGUCCAAUGAAACUUUCAGGACACUGAAUCCCGCCAAGUUCUCAUUGUCACCGGAUCGUAAUUAUUUGCUCCUUGCGCACAAUGUGAAGAAACUAUUCCGAUACUCGUAUUUAGCACAAUAUACAGUUUACGAUGUAAAUACACGAGAAAUUAUACCACUGACUCCACAUCCUGAGAAAGAAGUUCACCCUUAUCUUUUAUUGGCACAAUGGACUCCACGUGAUCAUGGUUUAGUUAUGGUUCACGAUUAUGAUAUUUAUUAUAUAACAAGUCCGAAAAGUAAUACAGGAUAUCGUGUUACUGAUACAGCAAUUCCUGGUAUUCUAUCAAAUGGACUACCAGAUUGGCUUUAUGAAGAGGAGAUAUUACAUCGUGCAGAAGCAAUUUGGAUGUCAUCAGAUGGCCAUAUGAUGUUAUAUGCUUCUUUUAAUGAUUCACUUGUUGAGGAAAUGCAUAUAUCUUGGUUUGGAGAAGGAAAUAAAGCUUUGUAUCCUGAUAUACGAUCUUUGCGUUAUCCUAAGCCAGGAACACCAAAUCCAGUAGUACGACUCUAUAUAGCAGACUUGGCAAAUCCAAAGAACAUUCAUACGAAGGUAGUGAAACCGCCACCUAUCAUCGAGCAUGUAGAACAUUACUUUACUACGGCUUCUUGGGUCUCUUCAACGGAAGUCUGCAUAACAUGGUUGACCCGUGCACAAAAUCUUUCUGUUGUGACUAUGUGCAAGAGUCCAUUGUGGCAUUGUCAGGAAAUUCAAAGGAUAGUAGCUGAAGAUCAUGGCUGGGUAGAUACCCCUCCAGAGGCACCUAUUUUUUCAGCAAAUGGCAGUAGUUACAUUGCUAUAAGCCCAAUUAAGGAUGGCCAAGCUGGUUAUUUCAAACAUAUUGUUUGGGUGAAUGUUGCUCGAAAAUUAGUUGUUCCACUUACUCAUGGAAAAUUCGAAGUUGCACAAAUACUAGCAUGGGAUCAACCUAAUAAUACCAUAUACUUUAUAGGUAUUCCACCUAUGCGACCAGGUCAGAGACACCUUUAUUAUGUGAGUUCAUUGUUACCACAUGUGGGUUCAUCUCUACAUCCUGCUGUUUGUGUUACUUGUACAGAAACAUCAGAAGGAAAUCGAAAUAAACAUAGAACAGCUUCAUCUGGUCAUCAUAGUGCUUGGUCUGACAAUAAUUACAUACAUGACCACUAUGAAACACAAACAGAAAGUAUACAAGAUAAAGAUACUGGACAGUUAAAGGAAAAUGUUACAAAGAAACAGAAAUCGAAAACAUACGUUGCACCAAAAUUUACUGAUCAACCUUGUCAAUAUCACAAUGUUAUUUUCCCACCAAUUGGGACUGAUUACUUUGUCUUGGAAUGUUAUGGACCUGGUAUACCUACUGUUACUUUAUAUAAAACUAAUUUCCCUAUGCCAUAUCUUAUCUAUGUUUUACAAAAUAAUACAUUAUUGCGUGAACGAGUUAACAAACUUGCACUUCCACAAGUUAAAACAUUUCCUGUUCAAAUAAGUGGUGGAUAUAAUGCACAAGUAAAAUUGCAUUUACCACCUGGACUAAGAGAAGAUGAGAUCACCAGAUAUCCGUUGAUUGUACAAGUAUAUGGUGCACCAGGUUCACAGUUAGUAACGGAAAUGUUCAAAAUUGAUUGGAAUACUUAUUUAGCUAGUAGAAAAAAUAUGAUUGUUGCCCAAAUUGAUGGAAGAGGUAGCGGGGGACAAGGCUAUAAAUUCCUUCAUGAAGUGUACUAUAGACUUGGUUCCGUUGAAGUCGCUGAUCAACUUGAAGUGACUGAAUAUUUGCGAGAUUCAUUGCAUUUCGUGGAUAAACAACGAGUUGCUGUUUGGGGUUGGAGUUACGGAGGUUUCGUAGCUGCUCUUGCGCUGGCGCAUCCUGAGCAAGAUGUCUUUGAAUGUGGCAUAAGUGUGGCACCUAUUGCUUCAUGGAAACUUCAUGAUUCAGCAUAUGCUGAAAGAUACAUGGGUUUACCAGAUGUUGUAUCAAAUUAUAAGGGAUACGCUGAGUCAGAUAUAUUUGAGAAAGUGGAACAUUUACGGGAUAAAAUGUUUUAUUUAGUGCAUGGUACUGCAGAUGAUAACGUCCAAUUUCAACAGUCCAUGGCACUUACGCAUCACCUUGCGAAAAAAGGCAUACUUUUUCGACAACAGGUGUAUCCAGAUGUGGGUCAUACAUUAGCAGGGGUAAAAGGUCAUCUCUACUUAUCGAUGGCUCAAUUUUUGGAUGAUUGUUUCCAGAAACAAGUACCUACUGAUACAAAAGCUGGUCUCAUCAGUGGUGGAUCUUGUCUGUAGUUGUAAAUAAUGUGAUCUAAAAAUGAUCUACUUGUGAAGGAAACUCAUACACCAAAAUUACACCUAAAUAUCUCCAAA